Molecule: messenger RNA, 1446 nt
Organism: Oncorhynchus keta (chum salmon)
Lineage: Eukaryota; Metazoa; Chordata; Actinopteri; Salmoniformes; Salmonidae
Gene: six1a
Product: SIX homeobox 1a
Exons: 2
Coding region: 220-1074 (284 amino acids)
Biological process (GO): regulation of transcription by RNA polymerase II
Cellular component (GO): transcription regulator complex; nucleus
Molecular function (GO): RNA polymerase II cis-regulatory region sequence-specific DNA binding; DNA-binding transcription factor activity, RNA polymerase II-specific
Source: RefSeq, a predicted model, not a curated record
AGGGUAUAGGGCAGUGGAAGAGCCAAUCAACGAAUCGCGCAGCGCUCUCUUUAAGCCUGACAUAUCUCCAACAGGAACAAAUUGUCCCAACAAUCAACAUCCGAAUCUCCCGUGCGCAUCAGGGGUUGAGUGGAUAUUGCCCGGGCGGAUUGUACAGGGUUCUGGAACACAAUAACAGCGAAGAAUAUUUUGACUCUCAUCAUCCUUCUGGAUUGGAUCAUGUCAAUACUACCUUCGUUUGGGUUUACCCAGGAGCAAGUAGCCUGCGUCUGCGAGGUCCUGCAACAAGGAGGGAAUCUGGAGAGGCUCGGUCGUUUUCUCUGGUCUCUCCCAGCGUGUGACCACCUCCACAAGAAUGAAAGUGUACUGAAAGCAAAGGCGGUGGUCGCCUUCCACCGAGGGAACUUCAGAGAGCUAUAUAAGAUCCUGGAGAGCCACCAGUUUUCCCCGCACAACCAUCCCAAGCUGCAGCAGCUGUGGCUGAAAGCGCACUACGUGGAGGCGGAGAAAUUGCGCGGCCGACCGCUUGGAGCCGUGGGGAAGUAUAGGGUCCGCAGGAAAUUCCCUCUGCCCCGCACGAUCUGGGACGGCGAGGAGACCAGUUAUUGCUUUAAGGAGAAGUCAAGGGGUGUUCUGAGAGAGUGGUACACGCAUAACCCCUAUCCCUCCCCGCGAGAGAAAAGGGAGCUGGCCGAGGCCACGGGACUGACCACUACGCAGGUCAGCAAUUGGUUCAAAAACAGACGCCAGAGAGACAGAGCCGCAGAAGCUAAAGAAAGAGAGAACAGCGAAAACAAUAACUCCGGCAACAACAAACAGAACCAGCUGUCUCCCCUCGACGGCGGCAAGUCGCUCAUGUCCAGCUCGGAAGAUGAGUUCUCUCCACCACAAAGCCCUGAUCAGAACUCUUUGCUUUUGCUCCAGGGAAAUAUGAGUCACCCCGGCGUCUCCUCUUACCCUAUGACCGGCCUCGGUGGCGCACAGCCGCUGCAUGGAAUGCACGGACACCCGCACCAACUCCAAGACUCGUUGCUGGGACCUCUAACGUCGAGCCUUGUGGAUCUAGGCUCCUAAAGGCAAACUGAUACUAUCUUUGAAAAGACUGAUAACUCUACCAGAUUGAAUAGGCCUACAUAUAUGAAAUUAAACUGUGGUAACUUAUAACUAGACUGACUUUUGUCUGUCGUUAAAUUUGGUUACAACUAUAACGCAAUUCCUUUAUGCGCUUAUCCGAUUUAGGAGGUACCCUCCUGCCCGUCAAUAUACAACCAACCCCCUUUACGAACUCUUAAAUCAACGAGACACUUAAACUGGACUGCCCUUUGCUUAAUUUAUGAUAUUUUUGUUCGGAUUAAAUGUAUAGCAACUUCCUGCUAUGGAAACUAAGAAACAACGUUUUCAUUAGAAUCAUAAUAAUGAGUUUCCAAUAAAACAAAAAAGACGUCA